AUGGGUGGAAGAAAGGAUUGGGUUUGGUUUGUAUUUGUGUUGGUUGUGGUGAAUUUGGAUGAAGCCAAUGCCAUAAGGUGUAGGGAUAUUAUUGAAAUAGGUGUUGUUACUGAUCAAAGCUCGAGGAUUGGAAGGCAACAAAAGAUAGCCAUUGAGAUGGCUCUUCAAACCUUCCAUUUUUCAACCUCCUUUCCAAAAUUGAAGCUAUUUCAUAAAGAUUCAAAUGGCAACUCGGCUAGAGCUAUGACUUCUGCCCUGGAUCUGAUUAGCAACAACAAAGUGAGCACAAUUCUUGGAGCAUUUACAUUACAAGAAAUGCAAAUAAUGUCUGAAAUUAACACAAACUUUAUUGAUAUUCCCAUCAUAUCCCUCCCAAUUGCUGCUUCUAUUCCUCCUCCGCUUCUGUUCCCACCGCCAUACUUUUUUCAAAUGGCUCACAACAUCACAUUUCAUAUGCAAUGCAUAGCCGCCCUUGUUGGUCAUUUUCAAUGGCAUAAAGUUGUUGUCAUCUACGAGAACAAAAACGACAUGUCGUUCAAUAUGGAGGCUUUGACUCUCCUCUCCAAAGAACUUGGAGUUUUCCAUGCAGAGAUUGAGCAAAUAUCAUCCUUCUCUUCCUCAUAUACAGAAGAUAUGAUUGAAGAAAAGCUCAAACAUCUUAUGGGCCAUGAGAGAAACAGGGUGUUCGUUAUGGUGCAAUUUUCCAUUGAAUUGGCCAAACUCCUUUUUCACAAAGCAAAUAAAUUGAAGAUGAUGGAAAAUGGAUUUGUUUGGAUUGUUGGAGAUGAGAUAUCAAGUCAUCUUGAUUCUUUGGAUUCAUCUAUUUUUAAUGACAUGCAAGGUGUCAUUGGUUUUAGAACUUAUUUUGACAAUAACAAAGAUUCUUUCAAGAAAUUCAAAAGCAAAUUCCUUAGAAAGUAUGUUUUGGAAUAUCAUGAUCAUCAAGAGGAGGAUAUCAAAAAUUGGGAGCCCACCAUCUUUGCCCUUCGAGCUUAUGAUGCAGCAUGGGCAGUGGCCCUUGCCAUGCAUAAAUUGGAAGCAAAUUUUACCAACAAACAGUUAUUGAAGGAAAUUUUAGGGAGUGAAUUUGAAGGGGUUAGUGGAAAAAUAGGAUUCAAGAAUGGUGGUUUAAUGGAACCACCAACUUUUGAAAUCAUUUAUGUGGUGGGUAAGAGUUAUAAAGAGAUGGGAUUUUGGAGCGAGAAGGUUGGAUUUUUCAAGAAUUUGAUCGAAAAUGAAGAAAUGAGCAGUAUUAUUAUUGAUGAAAGAAGAAGUAGAAAUCAUAAUAAUAAUGGUGUUUUGGAAUUUCCAAGGGUUGUUCUGUGGGAAGGGAAUACAGAAACAGGAUUAAUUAAAAGACGGAUUAAUGUUGAUAAUUAUAAUUCUGGGGUGAUUGGAAGGACAUUAAGAAUUGGUGUUCCAGCCAACAAUACAUUCCGAGAAUUUGUGAGAGUUUCUUAUGACCACAUAAAUGGAAUGUACAUUUCUGGAUUUUCGAUUACUGUUUUUGAAGCUGUCGCAAAAAACUUGCCUUAUCCAUUGUCGUAUCAGUUGGUCCCCUUCAAUGGCUCUUAUGACGGAUUGGUAGAACAAGUCUACGAAAAGGGUUUGGAUGGUGCGGUAGGAGAUAUCGGAAUAUUUGCAGACCGAUUUCAAUAUGUUGAUUUCACAGAGCCAUAUUUGGUGUCUGGGCUUCUUAUGAUAGUGAAAGAGGAGACAAAGAAUUGGAAAGAAAUAUGGGUAUUCAUGAAAACAUUUACAACGACGAUGUGGAUAAUUUUGCCAGUCUCCCAUUUGUUCAUAAUCUCUGUUGUCUGGCUUGUUAAAGAAGAAAGUGAGGAGUUAUCAGGAUUCGGGGAAAUGCUAUGGUUUGCAAUAACCGUCAUCUUUUAUGCACAAAGAAAAGAAGUGAAAGGUUUUCUAGCUCGAUUGGUGUUAGGGACUUGGUUGUUCGUAAUUCUUGUGGUAACUUCAAGUUUUACUGCAAGUCUUACAUCUAUGAUGACAGUUUCAAGAUUUGCUCCAUCAGUUGUUGACAUUGAAACAUUAAGGCAAACAAACGCAACUGUGGGCUGCAACUAUCAUUCUUUCAUCAUGAGAUAUUUGAAUGAUGUCUUGAAUAUUUCUAAUGCUAAUAUUAUGACCCUUGUUGGCAUUGAUGACUAUCCAAAGGCCUUUGACAAUGGAGAAAUUCAAGCAGCUUUCUUCAUAACUCCUCAUGCUAAGGUCUUUCUUGCUAAGUAUUGCAAAGGCUACACCACAGCAGCUACUUUCGAUCUUGGUGGCAUUGGUUUCGCUUUUCCAAAAGGGUCAACUCUAGCGGUGGACGUAUCGACAUCGAUCAUUGAACUGAUAGAGAGAAGGAAGAUGCCACAAUUAGAAACAACGUUGUUGUCCACCUUCAAUUGUUCUUUAGGGAGCCAAGUUGAUGGGUCGUCGAGUUUAGGGCCUUGGCCUUUCGCAGGUUUAUUCAUCGUUUCAGGAAGUAUUGCUACUGUAGUAUUGAUAUAUAUUGCUCUUAAACGGCUUAAAAAUUGGUGGCGCCGUGGACGUGCACAAGUCAAACCCAUGAACAAUGGCAAUGGCCAUACACAACCAAAUAUUGUAAUUCAAUUGCCAAACCUAGCCAACUUAUAA
Messenger RNA from Benincasa hispida (wax gourd), 2637 nucleotides. RefSeq names its product glutamate receptor 2.1-like. Lineage: Eukaryota; Viridiplantae; Streptophyta; Magnoliopsida; Cucurbitales; Cucurbitaceae. The record is from RefSeq and is a predicted model, not a curated record. Gene Ontology annotation, cellular component: membrane. Gene Ontology annotation, molecular function: ligand-gated monoatomic ion channel activity.